Molecule: messenger RNA, 198 nt
Organism: Monosiga brevicollis MX1
Lineage: Eukaryota; Choanoflagellata; Craspedida; Salpingoecidae
Product: CSL zinc finger domain-containing protein
Exons: 2
Biological process (GO): protein histidyl modification to diphthamide
Molecular function (GO): metal ion binding
Source: RefSeq, a predicted model, not a curated record
AUGUCUGUGUUUCACGACGAGAUUGAGAUUGAGGACUUUGACUAUGACGAAGACACAGAAUCGUACACGUAUCCCUGUCCAUGCGGCGAUCUCUUCCGCAUCACAAAGGAGGAGCUGAUGGAUGGCGAGGAUAUUGCACGAUGCCCAUCCUGUUCCUUGCUUGUGCGUGUCAUUUAUGAUAUGGUACGUCGGGUGUGC